Messenger RNA from Salvia miltiorrhiza (redroot sage), 1212 nucleotides. RefSeq lists its product as uncharacterized. Gene Ontology annotation, molecular function: nucleic acid binding. Bases 1 to 1212 code for a protein of 403 amino acids. The transcript has a single exon. Lineage: Eukaryota; Viridiplantae; Streptophyta; Magnoliopsida; Lamiales; Lamiaceae. The record is from RefSeq and is a predicted model, not a curated record.
AUGCAAGUAGAUGUUGAAAAAAUCAAGAAUCUUUCUGUGCUUCAAAGGUCAUCAAUGAGAGUCAUGUCUACAAACCUAGGUGUGUCAAAAUCUUUGAUUCACAAGUGGGUGAAGGAGAAAAAGCUUAAACCACACACAAAUGCAAUAAAACCCUUUCUUACCCCACAGAAUAGGCUGUCAAGACUGAAGUGGAGCCUAAAUCAGCUUAGUUCAAUAAGUGAAGAUGGUUUUAUAAAGUUUCAAACAAUGUACAACACCAUUCACAUCGAUGAGAAGUGGUUUUACCGUACCAAAACCAAUGAUAGGUAUUACCUGCUGCCGGAUGAAGGGGAACCAUAUCGUACAUGCAAAUCAAAGAGGUACAUUGAAAAGAUUAUGUUUAUGUGUGCCGUUGCCCGACCAAUAUUUGGCCUAGAUGGCAGAUGCAUAUUUGAUGGAAAGUUUGGGAUAUUUCCUUUCACAACCAUGGAGGCAGCACAACGGAAUUCAAAAAACAGAAUGAAAGGUACCAUGGAAGUGAAGCCAAUCACAGCAGUUACUAAGGAAGUGAUGAAAUGUUUUAAAAGAGGUCAGCUGUUACUUUUUCUUUUUAUUACUGUUUGCUAUCAGAAACUGUUAAAGUUUCAUCAUUUAGCCAUUUUUAUUACCUUUUGGCAGAUGAUACCUAACUUUAAAGCUAAGUGGCCAGUGGGAGCAAACAAGCACAUAUAUAUCCAACAAGACAAUGCAAAACCCCACAUAAAACCCAAUGAUCCAGACUUUUUAGCGGUUGCAAAUACUGAUGGUUUUAAAUUCCAACUAGUAUGCCAGCCUGCUAAUUCACCGGAUACAAAUGUCAAUGACCUAGGGUUUUUCAGAGCAAUACAGACAUUGAAGGAUCAAAAACCAGCAGGGAAUGUGGAAGAGUUACUCAAGAAUGUUAAAGAUGCAUAUGAUGAAUACCCACCAGAGAAGCUAAACCAUGUGUUCAUUACUUUGCAAAGUUGUUACCAUGAAAUCAUCAAGGCAAGGGGAGGAAAUGACUACAAAAUUCCACACAUGAACAAAGAAAGACUCUCAAGACUGGGGUUGUUACCAGAUUGCAUUCAAGUUGAAGAAACACUUGUAAGGGAAACACUACAGUUUCUGGAGUUGGAUGCAAGUGCAGAGGGAGAAAUUUACAACCUUGGAGCAGUCAUAGAAGGGCUGGAGCAGGUUGACAUCACUGAAUAG